Messenger RNA from Penicillium maclennaniae, 2598 nucleotides. RefSeq lists its product as uncharacterized. The transcript is spliced from 4 exons. Gene Ontology annotation, molecular function: RNA polymerase II cis-regulatory region sequence-specific DNA binding; DNA-binding transcription activator activity, RNA polymerase II-specific; zinc ion binding. NCBI's taxonomy places the organism in Eukaryota, Fungi, Ascomycota, Eurotiomycetes, Eurotiales, Aspergillaceae. The record is from RefSeq and is a predicted model, not a curated record. Gene Ontology annotation, biological process: DNA-templated transcription; regulation of transcription by RNA polymerase II. Bases 1 to 2598 code for a protein of 865 amino acids. Gene Ontology annotation, cellular component: nucleus.
AUGACGCCUACACCUCCCUCAACAACGUCUUCAAGCGCCGGUGCGCAGUCGCCGGAGUUUAGAGUUGUUCGGAAACGAAACCGGGUGCCACUAUCGCUGAAAUGUAAUCGAACCCACCCCUGUGAAAACUGCGUCAAACGAGGCGACGCCCCCUCCUGCUCCUAUGCUCAGAUCACGACUCGUAAGAAGAGCUCGCCCCAGCAGACUACACCGACUUCGCCAGAUGAUAUGCAGAACCGGAUCGAUCGCUUGGAAGGCCUGGUUCUAUCGCUGAUGACGAAUGGUAAUCAGUCUGCGGGACCUGCGGCGGCGUUGGCUGCCAUUUCUGCGAAUAGCAGCGCAGGAGGCUCAAGAGGGCUUUCCAAUGACAUCGACAUCGAUGUCGAUGAGGAUGGCGAGGGUGGACCAGAGGAGAGCGACACGGAGCAAGUCACCAAGUCUUUUGGCGUGAUGAAAAUGGACAACAACAAAUCGUAUUACAUCAGUGAAGCUCACUGGGCCUCUGUACUCAACGAUAUUUCUGAAGUGCGCAAUUUCUUCUCUACACAUAAGAAGCAAUUUGAGGAACAAGCAGAGAAAGUCAAGGCUGCGCGACCUCAAACUGAUGUGCCAGGGUCAACGCUUCUCUUUGGUGUGAUGAAGCCAUUGAGCCGGGCGGAAAUUUUGGCCACUUUGCCAUCCAAGUACACAACGGAUCAGCUUAUUGCCCGUUACUUUAACAGCUACGACCCUGCGACUCACAUCCUCCACGGCCCUACAUUUCAAGCACAGUACAACAAGCAUUGGGAGGAUCCCAGCCAAACCGAGCUUGUAUGGAUCGCUAUGCUCUUUGCUAUGAUGCGAUUGGCAAUGCUAUCAUACUACCGUGAGGGGGACGAGCCACCGGAAUUCAGGGGCAAGGCCAUGGACAUGGCUGGUUCUUUCCGAAAUUCAGUUGCGCAGUGUUUGACUCUGGCCGACUACACGAAAUCGCACCCCUUCCUGAUCGAGGCACUCGUAUUCCACUUACACGGCGACUUUUCACAAACCAGGGAAGCCGACAUCUCAGUGUGGGUUCUAUCUGGAGUGAUCGCCCGUCUGGCCAUGCGAAUGGGUUAUCACCGUGAUUCGAAGAUGUUCCCCAACAUCACACCAUUCCAAGGCGAAAUGCGACGGCGAGUGUGGUCAUUUGUGCGCACAGCAGACCUUCUCUUCUCCUUCCAGGUUGGACUGCCCUGUAUGCUGCGCGUUGCUGACAGUGACACGGAAUUGCCGCGUAAUCUUUACGACGAUGAUUUCGAUGAAGACUGCAAAGAGCUUCCUCCACCUCGUCAGCUCAGCGAGCCAACGCCUAUCUCGUACAUGAUCAGCAAGUCUCGUCUAACGUACGCCUUCGGUCGUGUCAAUGAGCAUGCUUCGGCUGUUGCGGGCACUUCUUAUGACAAGGUCAUGGAGCUUGAUGCGGAGCUCCGCCGUGCUCGGGAUUUGAUCCCGGAUCACUUGCAAAUCCGAUCAAUGGAAGAGUGCCAGGUCGAUCCCGUGAGCCUUAUCAUGUCUCGAUUCUCAGUCAUGACUGUCUAUCUCAAGGCACAAUGCGUACUUCAUCGACCAUAUCUGGUCCGCGCUCGAGAAAACCCUCGCUUCACAUACUCCCGCCGCACAUGUAUCGACUCGGCUCUUGAGCUGCUCAAGUUCCAGGCGCUUAUUCACAACGAAACACGACAUGGACGCCUGCGUGGUCGCCAGGUUGUCACAUCUCUCAGCUCUGCAGAUUUCUUACUGGCUGGUACAAUCGUGUGUCUCGACUUGUAUCAGGGGUACCAGUUGCAGGCUUCUGGCCGACCGUCUGGAGAUACAUACACUUGGGGACGCGAGCGUUGUGAAGAGAUGACGACUGCCAUCCAGCGUACGAAGGAGAUCUGGGAUGAGAUGCGCGACGAGAGCAUGGAGGCCUACAAGGCUAGUAGCGUUCUCGGCGUCAUGCUAGCUAAGCUGCACAGUACCAUUCCAGGCCUUGAAAAUGGCACCGGGAAUAACAUGUUCGAGCCUCAAGACGAGAAGCAGAAUGCUGCGAUGACUCUGGGGCUUCUGAGCAGUGGUAUGAGUCCAAUGAACCCGGGCCCACAACCAUUCUCCGACCCAAUGCUCAAGAUGUCAGACUCGCCAAUGCCGACUAGCUUCGGGGCCUCGGCUGAAAUGCCUGGUGCCCUGUCGCCCUUUAGCAGCAUGUUCGGUCAAAUGCCGGACAUGCAAGUUAAUUUGGACUGGGUCAGUUUUCGUGUUCUCUGUCGUGAUGUUAUUGCUAACCAUGAACAGGACGCUUGGGACACAUACAUCCAAAAUCCCACCUUCGACACUUCAAACCAAUUCUGGCCCAUGAUGGACCCCCAGCGCCAGCCAAUUCCCCAAGGAGUCGGCAUGUCACAACCGCCAAUCUCAAGCCCCCUCGGUACAACCCGAGUCCCACAAAUGCCAAACGGCGCGCCACGACCACCAAACGCGUUUUCCCCUCCAUCUAACACUAGCCCUGAAAGCGGCUCCUCAGUGCCCGGCUUCACGCCGAUGUCAGGCUCAACUAACAACAGCACCCUGCGGAGCUCAGGCAGCCAGGGUCUGUAG